UGCGACCACAGUCAAGGUAAGAGAUGGCAACAAUGCCGAAUGUUUGGUUAUCGCUGGCAACAGUGAUCCUUGCCACGAUGCAUGGCAUACCGGCAACGGCAAACCGAGAACACAAGGUUCACAAUAUAGUGCUUUACCCCAACAAGCAGUCCUGGUGUACGACGCGUAACAUUAGCCAGGUUAUAACGGAACCGGGCUGCAAGCAGGUGACGAUCGAUAAUAAUGUUUGUGUCGGUGCCUGCUUUAGCUACUCGAUUCCCCACACGGAACCGUCCGAUCCGGGCGAGAUUAUAGGACCGUACUGCGAUUCCUGUCAACCAUCGGACGUGUCGUACGUUUUCGUUAAAGUAGACUGUACGGAGAAUGCGAACAUGAAGAACCCGUACCUGUAUAAACAGGUGCAACUGAUACAUAACUGCACCUGUACGGCGUGCGAUGAUCAGUCGCCGCAUCGAUCCCCUCCAACCAGCACCAACAACCGGGACCUAGCGGAUGGGUCACAGGAGCAGAUGCUAGGUUCUGGUGAGCAGAUACAUCACAACCAACACCACCAUCAGCCAGCGCUAGCAUUAGAUCGGGAGCAGAAUUUGAUUCCGUCCGACCAUCAUCACACGAAGCACUCCCCGGGGGGUGGUAGUGGUGUUGGCGUGGAAGAAACGCCAACCGACAGCGAUAUGAUACAGGACGAUAUACCGGAAAUUCUGGAGGUGGUACACUACAGUGAAAAUGAUACCGAACCGAUACGCCACACACCGGUGCACGAUUUACAGUCUCCGAACAGUGGCACAACGUAUCUGGAGCAACAGCAGCUUAACCACUACGAACACAACAGCCACACGGACAACGUGAAGAAGCUGUUGCAUCAGAAAAUUGUCAAGUUACUGCGAUCGAUCGAGGAAACCAACUCCCAGUCGGAUCGGGAGCAACUGAUCGAGAUGAUACGACUGAUCAAGGGUACGAGCGAUCGGAACUGGGACGAGCUGGUGGAGAGUCUACAGUCUGAAAACUCCAUCCUGGACUUUAACCGUUUGCGAUCCGAGCUGGUCGAGGAUGAACCGUUGCACGUACCAUCGUUUCCGGAGGAUCCGGCCAAGAAACAGGCCGACACACCGGAAAUGGAAGAUCAUCAGCGGUUGAUGCAUCAUCAGUACGAUACGUUGCGCCAUCGGCAGAACCAUCCGAACGAACAGAACGAUGCAGGCGGAUCAGGUUCCAAGGAAACGGUUCCCACUGAAGCGGACCAACCGUCACAAGACGCUGUCCCGGUGAGAGCCGCACACAAUCAUCACGUCCAUCCGCACCAUCAUACGGUGGGCGAACGGGUCGAUGCGCAUCAUCAUUUGGCGCGAGGACCGCACGGUGCGUUGGUCAUUCAGGCGGAUCGGGGCGAUUUCGAGAUCCACCGCAGCAUCCAGAAUGGGCACGAAAUUAAGGAAAAGAUCCACAUACAGGCGCACGAGCUGAAACCGAACCAUGCCGGUACGGUCGUUACGUACGAUGGGCAUGUCCCAGUACAGGUACCGAUCACCUCCGCCAACGUUGCACCGCUACCGGUUGACGAAAGCGAGCAGCGGCAGCAACAGCAGCACCAUUUCCAAACCCCUCAUAUGCACCCGCCUAGUCAUGGUGGCCAUCAUAGCAAUCAGCCGGCCCGGUCGCACGGUCAGCACGUGGAUGGCCGACAUGGACCGCAUCACAACAGCAAUCACGACCAGCAUCCAGAGCAUCAUCACCAGCAGCACCAGCACGGAACACAUCCACACAAAUCACAUCAUGUGGCUGCGACCGUAACGGUUGGUGAGACGGAACAUUAA
Messenger RNA from Anopheles maculipalpis, 1814 nucleotides. RefSeq lists its product as uncharacterized. The transcript is spliced from 3 exons. Gene Ontology annotation, biological process: animal organ morphogenesis. The record is from RefSeq and is a predicted model, not a curated record. Gene Ontology annotation, molecular function: BMP binding; receptor ligand activity. NCBI's taxonomy places the organism in Eukaryota, Metazoa, Arthropoda, Insecta, Diptera, Culicidae. Bases 24 to 1814 code for a protein of 596 amino acids.